Nematostella vectensis (starlet sea anemone) is the source of this 4528-nucleotide messenger RNA. Its product is annotated as ATP-binding cassette sub-family C member 4. Gene Ontology annotation, cellular component: membrane. Gene Ontology annotation, molecular function: ABC-type transporter activity; ATP hydrolysis activity; ATP binding. The transcript is spliced from 7 exons. Gene Ontology annotation, biological process: transmembrane transport. NCBI's taxonomy places the organism in Eukaryota, Metazoa, Cnidaria, Anthozoa, Actiniaria, Edwardsiidae. The record is from RefSeq and is a predicted model, not a curated record. The coding region runs from base 426 to 4298 and encodes 1290 amino acids.
AUCUGAUUAGUAUCUUAGGGAUUAGUAUCUAGGAUCACCGCGGUUGGACGUUCUUAUAAAAAAGGUUCUCGUAAAAAAAAGAGUGUAUUGAACUCGUCUUAGGCGAAUAAUUUUUAUCAUAUAUAAAAUAUGCUUACAAAACACUAGGCAUUCUCUAUGCUUGAAUACGUUUGUUAAGCAUGACAGCAAUGUGCAUAUUUAUCUCCACAUCACGCCAUAGACCGAGGAUCAAAAUAGGCCCUCGAAAACCCUACUGAUGCCGUAAGGGAAUGUGACCUGUUAACUACUUCACAACCGAAAGAUCAAGACUUAAGGCAAUAACUGCAGAAAGAAAAUCCCGUGGAAAAAACGAGGGGUUCGUUGUUGAUCACUGUCUCUCGUCGAGCUGUUGUUAAUAAAAGCGUGACGACUUCUCACCUACAGCGAUGGCACUAGAUCUCGGCAAAGAGACAAACCCAAGGCUGCGUGCCAACGCCUUUCAGUGGAUAUUAUUCAGCUGGAUGAACGGUAUUCUGUACAAAGGAUUCAAGAGAAAUUUGACAGCUGAAGAUCUCUAUGAAUUACCACAGGAAGACCAAACAACAUAUAACGUGAAAAUUCUUGAACAGGAAUGGAUCGAGGAAAUUCGAACCGCGCAUAGAUUGGGGAAUUACCCACGGCUGUACAAAUCCGUAUUAAGGGCCCUCCCAGGGAAGGUGAUUUGCAAGGUGUUAACUUUCCAAUUCUUAAGAGGGCUUAGCACUUUAAGUUACACGGUGCUGCUGUGGUUUUUUCUUAGAGAGUUAGGCCUGGGUAAAAGCCAGCUCGCACUGUCGCUGAUGGUUGUCGGGUUCACUGUGGUGAGCAUCUCACUGGCGAUUUCUAGAAACCAGAUGGAGCUGUUUGGCUUAUACGCUGGAAUGAGACUUAAGGUCGCUCUCAUCGGAUUAAUCUACAAAAAAAUCCUUAAUUCUUCCCGGUGCAGUCUCUCGACCGUUCGUACGGGUCACGUGAUCAAUCUGAUUUCCAAUGAUGCCAAACGAAUCGAGCUUUUCAUCACAAAUUUAUGCUUGGCAAUGUUAGGGCCAGUCAGUAUCUUAGUCUGCAUUGUGAUGCUGUGCUUGUUCGUUGGCUGGCAGUCGCUCUCUGGUGCUCUCUUCCUGUUUAUCAUUAUGCUUUAUGGUCAGUUGGCCGCCAAGAGAUUCGCAAAGCUUCGCGGGAAGGCAGCUGCAGUCACUGAUAAGAGACUUGGUGCUAUGAGCGAAGUGAUUUAUGGGAUACGUGCAGUGAAGAUGUAUGCGUGGGAGUGGAACUAUAGUGAUGAGGUCAAGGGGUUAAGGAGGAAGGAAAUGCAAAUCAUUCGGCUAAAGAAUCUUAUUUUGUCCACUUUCGUGGCACUGUACUCAGUCAGCGCAUCGAUCGCAGCACUUAUCUCCAUUAUUACUCUGAUUUUCUCCGGUAUUCAUCUUGACUCAGCUCGCAUCUUCACCUUGAUAAACCUCCUGAAAACCCUGGAGUUUGCCAUAGUCGUGCAUUUAGGAGCAUGCCUUGGAACAGUACUGGAUGCGUUUGUGUCCAUCAGGCGUAUUGAGCAGUUUCUUCUAGGUACGAGCAGCGAGAUCAAUCGAAUCUCGUGUGAGGGGGAGACCACAAUACUGAGUAAAACUUUGACCAAAAGAUGGAUUCGUCGGUUGAAAUCUUUUCGAGGAUUAACUAAAGUACUAAGAGUGGAAAGCUUUAGACAUAAUAGACCUAUAUUGUACUCCGUGGAGAGUAUUACGCGAUGUACUGCUGACCGUUCAGGUGAUGACACGCAUAAUCUCACGGUGAAGGGCGUAGCUGCAGGCUGGCAGGAUGACUCAUGUACGUUGCAGGGGGUCUCGUUUGCUGCCGGUGCAGGCGAUCUGGUCAUCAUCACUGGGCCUGUUGGUAGUGGUAAGAGCACGCUGUUGAUGACCAUUCAGGGGGAGUUACCGCUUAAUGCUGGAUCAAUAAGAAGACACGGUCACUUGGCAUAUGUAAGUCAAGUGCCCUGGGUCUUCUCGGGAACAGUACGCGAGAAUAUUACCUUUGGCAAGGAAUACGAUAAGGCCGCGUAUGAGAAAGCAAUUAAAGUGUGCGACCUGGCUAAAGACAUAAAUCGAUUCCCAAAAGGUGACUUGAGUUGUAUUGGACAACGCGGUGUUAGUCUGAGUGGUGGUCAGCGUGCACGUGUCAGUCUAGCACGCGCGGUGUACGCGGACGCUGAUAUCUACUUGUUGGAUGACCCUCUCAGCGCUGUUGAUGCCAAAGUCGGUAGUCAUCUCUUUAAAGAGUGCAUCUGCGGCGCCUUAACCAACAAGGUUCGGAUAUUAGUCACUCAUCAGCUGCAGUAUCUCAAACAUGCAGAUAGCAUCAUCGUCUUGAGCGAUGGGAAGAUCGCUCAGAAGGGAACGUUCCAGGACAUAGAUGUUUCCCAUAUAGGUAUAGAUGUCUCCAAAGACUCUGUCAUCGUUAGUGCGGCACCUGUUGAAGGCCAGCAAGGUAAUCAUAAUCUCAUCGAUGGGGUCCCUGCGGUAGAUAUGGCAGAUGAGGAGGAGGACCAAGCUGUUGGAAGUGUGAAGUUAAGCCUCUACUGGAAGUACUUUCGAGCAGGAUUACCCGCAGUUGUUCUUUUUCUCAUAUUUAUCUUCUGCAUCAUUACUGAAGCUUCCAUCCUAGCUCCAACGUGGUGGCUAUCCUAUCUGUCCGAAAUGACUCCGGAAAAACAGGCGUCCGGUUCAGUGCUCGGUGUUUACGCUGGCUUAGUCGGGCUUUCUUUACUCACCGCUACCGGAAUGGCCUCCCUACUGCUCAUCGCAGCUUUACGUUCAUCUGAAAAUCUUCACAACGCCAUGACCACCACGAUCCUCAAAUCCCCUAUCUUGUUUUUUGAUACAAAUCCUUCUGGACGAAUCAUGAAUCGCUUCUCAAAGGACAUCGGGACAAUGGAUGAUCACAUUCCUUUAAAGUUUUCAUGGACUGUGACUUUGCUGUUUCACUUCAUGGGAGGUUUGCUCUUUAGCGCUAUCGUCGAGUACCGUCUCGUCCUCUCGGCUAUUCCUGUGUUUGUUGCUUUUCUUCUCAUCUGCUGGUUCUAUCUGCGAUCGAGUCGAGAGCUCCAGAGACUAGAAGCAGUGCGCUGUAGUCCCGUGUACUCGCAUUUCACUGAUACCUUAAAUGGCCUGGAGGUAAUUAGGUCUUCUCGCAUGGAGAAAGGCUUUUGGGAGCAGCUAAUCAGACACCAAGACGAGCAGUCAAUGGCUCUCUCACUAGUGAUCUCUGCGAGGAGUUGGAUGAACAACAACCUCGAUCUCGUGUCCUUCUUAUUCGUCUCGGCGGUGGCGGCAACGGCCGCCAUCACACAGCAAGAUCCUGCUUCAACGGGCAUGCUUCUCUCCCUAGCAAUAGCAAUGGCCCAAGGAACUUCGUAUGGCGUCGAGAAAGCUUCCGAGGUAGAAAAUGAGAUGACGUCGGUCGAGCGGGUCAUCAGCUACACUCGUCUUCCCUCGGAACCUGGCUACAGCAGACAGACCCUACCGUGCGAGGACUGGCCCGAGAGAGGUGCGGUCACCUUCCGUGACAUGUCUCUCGUGUAUCGCGAGGGAACGCCGAGUGCGCUUGAUGACAUCACGCUGGAAAUCACUGCCAAGCAAAGAGUUGGUAUUGCUGGUCGUACAGGCGCCGGUAAAUCUUCCCUAUUGGCAGCUCUGUUCCGUAUGCCGGAGCCUGGUGGCGAGGUCCUCAUUGAUGGCGUUGAUCUCGGUACCAUUGAUAUUCAGGCCGCAAGAAGGGCCAUGGCCGUCAUUACCCAAGACCCCGUGCUAUUUGGAGGAACACUAAGAAGAAAUUUAGACCCAUUUGGUAAAUUCACUGAUCAGGAAAUCUGGGCGGCGCUAGAGAGCGUGCAGCUGCUGAACACAGUGCGGGCUCUACCUGAUCAGCUGAUGUACCAGCUGGGGGAGUCUGGGUCUACCUUCAGUGUCGGUGAGAGGCAGUUGCUGUGCCUUGCCCGUGCGCUGCUCAAGAGAUGUAAGGUGCUUGUGCUGGACGAGGCCACGGCUAACGUGGACUAUAGGACAGACAGACAAGUGCAGCAGUUGAUACGGAGCAGGUUCACGGGGUGCACGGUGCUGACUAUUGCUCACAGGCUCAACACCAUCAUGGACUAUGAUAAAGUAAUCGUCUUGGACAAGGGUCACGUGGUUGAGUACGACACGCCCGAGAUGCUUGCUGGGAAACAAGAUGGCGUUUUUGCUGGACUUUUAAAAAACUCUCAUUUUCAUUUGAUAAGUUCGUAGUAGAUGACAUAGAUCAAAGGAAAGUUUUGUGGUUGAACCGCCACAUUUUGCACUUUUCAAGGCACGAUAUAUUCAUUAGACAUGAGCUUUUAUAAAUAAAAACACUAGUUUUGUUCCCGAGAAUCUCGAUAUAAGAGACAGUGUCAUUUGUAAAGGAAACAUUUCUUGCACGACAGCCAAAUUGUAAAACCAGUUACUAUCAAGACAUUAAAAGAUCAUUUUCUAAUGCU